AUGUUUGGAUUAGUUCUGGAUGGAAUUGCCCAACAAACUAUCUGCUUGACAACAAACUCCAGCACCCCACCCGCGCGCCGCCGCCAGCAACGACACCCCGCCAGUGCGCCGCGCCUGCACACGCGCACGCGUAGGAGCCCAAGCUUCCGUUUAGGUCCGUGUCGAGGAGUGGUGAUCUCCUUCGUCGAGGAGUGGUGCACACGCAGGCGCCGCCGAUUUGGCGACGGCGACUCGGGCGUCGCCUCCACGGAGGGGAAGACAAGGAGAGCGGACGAGAGGAGCGACCCGGCGUCUGGCAAAAGGGAGGCUGGGCAGAGGAGAUCCGGCGGCUGCUUGGCUCGCCGACGCGGCUUGCGGCGGCCACCUGGCGUGGCCUACCGCCGCACUGGAGCGGAGCAGGAGAUGAAGAGCGGCGGGGAAGCAGCCAACCCCAGAAGCAAGCCGGCAGGCAAGCAACGAUAUGUCAAGGUUUGGAACUAGAGCUCGUCGAUGGUGGGAUGAAGAGGACGAAUCUGAUGUUGACGAUCUCUUCAUCAUUGCUGGUCUUCUUGAGGGCUCCAAGAGAAACAAGCACAAGAAAAAGUUUCGUGGAUCGUUGCCGGGUCGCUGCAAAGUGCCACGGGACAUUUUGGAGGUCACAAUCGCAUCUACCAGGACUACUUUGCGGACCAGUGUGCAUACAGUGAGAGACAUUUCAGAAGGAGGUUUCGGAUGUCUAGGUCGCUCUUUCUGCGCAUAGUGGAUGCGGUGGAGUCUCAUGAUGACUAUUUCCGUCAAAAGCCCGAUGCCUCAUUUUCAAAUGCAAUCAUAUAUUAUUAUUUGAAUGUCUCAUUUUCAAAUGCAAAUCAUAUAUUAUUAUUUGAAGAGUAACUGGACCUGGAGCAGCAGCCCAGUCUGCACCAGCAGCUGGAAUGCCAGCAGGCGCAGAUGCAGCUUCACCAGUUCCCCAAUCGGCGCCCCAGUUGUCAGUCCCUGGAGCAGUAUAUUCUGCAACUGCGCCUAGUUAGGAUCAUUCUGGCAAGCAGCCAGAACAGACAGCCACUGUUUCCCCUUGUUAUUGGCAGGAAUGUCAAUAUCAACAUAGCGCAUAGGGGAAUCAGUGUCGCAAAAGGCAAUGGUGGGAAUGUUUCCAAGUGCAGACUCCUUAAUGGGUUGUACAAAGUUUGACAAACAAGAUUUGUAAGUGCUCUGAACCAAUCAAAGUAAAUAUCUCUUUCAGCAGAUAUCUUGGGGAUUUUCAAUUGCAACAAUGACCCUCGCGACCAACUGUAGCUUCUCCCAGGUCUUCCCAAGGUUAAUAAUGUAGAUACCUAAAUGAAGGGUAAUAUACAACCGCACUAUUGUUA
Molecule: messenger RNA, 1346 nt
Organism: Sorghum bicolor (sorghum)
Lineage: Eukaryota; Viridiplantae; Streptophyta; Magnoliopsida; Poales; Poaceae
Exons: 4
Coding region: 1-480 (159 amino acids)
Source: RefSeq, a predicted model, not a curated record